UUCCUUUUCUGCACAAAGGAAGAAAUCGCCGAGUGAAAGAAAUCCUCCCGAGCUCUCUUUUCUUUCUACCGCCUAUUUUGCUGUAGAUCGGCUCAGAAUCGGGCCCAAUUUUCGGAUUCUCUCUUCGGUCCUACAAGAAAGACCCUAGCCAUUUUUAAUUCUUCACAGCUUGGUAUAAUACCCUGAAAUUUCAAAUUUUCUUCUAAGAUUUUGGUAGGUUUAGGGUCAAUUGCAAGCCAUUUCCAGAAGCAUUCGUUUGAUACCUCCAUUUUGCUAGUUGGUAGACCUUCUGACGCUUUGUACAUUCUCGGAGAUUAUUUUUUUGGUGGCGUUGUCUAUUUGUUUCUUUGAAUCGGUGGAAUGAACAAUAGAGCAAGAUACCCACCUGGGAUUGGCGUUGGCCGUGGAGGGGUGAACUCGAACGCUGCGUUUCAGCCCAGGCCGCCUCAUCAACAACAGUACGUGCAGAGGCACUUAGCAUCGCAACAUCAACAGUACCGCCACCAUCAUCAACAACAGCAGUAUCAGCAGCAUCAACCGCAGCAGCAGAAUCAACAGCAUCAUCACCAAGAACAACAGUGGCUGAGACGGACGCAGCCGGGUGCUGCUGAUUCCAAUGCGGUUGACGAGGUCGAGAAGACUGUCCAGUCUGAAGCCGUUGACCCUAGUUCACAAGAUUGGAAGGCAAGGCUAAAGAUACCACCACCUGAUACCCGAUACAAAACAGAGGAUGUAACAGCGACUAAAGGAAAUGAAUUUGAGGAUUACUUUUUGAAGCGUGAGUUGCUUAUGGGAAUAUAUGAGAAGGGUUUUGAAAGGCCUUCUCCUAUUCAGGAAGAAAGUAUACCAAUUGCACUUACUGGUAGUGACAUUCUUGCUAGGGCAAAGAAUGGGACAGGAAAAACAGCUGCCUUUUGCAUUCCUGCGUUGGAAAAAAUUGACCAGGAUAACAAUGUUAUUCAAGUUGUUAUAUUGGUCCCAACACGAGAGUUGGCCUUGCAAACAUCUCAAGUGUGCAAAGAGCUUGGGAAACAUUUGAAAAUUCAAGUUAUGGUUACAACAGGUGGUACCAGCCUAAAGGAUGAUAUUAUGCGGUUAUAUCAGCCAGUCCAUUUACUAGUUGGAACACCAGGACGAAUAUUAGAUCUUGUGAAGAAGGGUGUUUGUGUUUUGAAAGAUUGCAAUAUGCUUGUUAUGGAUGAGGCUGAUAAGCUCCUCUCCCCAGAGUUCCAGCCUUCAGUAGAGCAGUUGAUUCAUUUCCUGCCUACCAAUCGUCAAAUCUUGAUGUUUUCAGCCACUUUUCCUGUCACCAUUAAGGACUUUAAAGAUAGAUAUCUUCAAAAGCCUUACGUUAUUAACCUUAUGGACGAGUUGACUUUGAAAGGGAUCACACAAUUUUAUGCAUUUGUGGAGGAGAGACAGAAACUCCACUGCUUGAACACUCUCUUCUCGAAGCUGCAAAUAAACCAGUCAAUUAUUUUCUGCAAUUCAGUGAACCGAGUUGAGCUCCUUGCCAAGAAAAUUACAGAACUUGGGUAUUCAUGCUUCUAUAUUCAUGCAAAGAUGUUGCAGGAUCAUCGCAAUAGAGUAUUUCAUGAUUUCCGCAAUGGUGCAUGUAGGAAUCUUGUUUGUACUGAUCUUUUUACUAGAGGAAUAGACAUUCAAGCUGUCAAUGUUGUCAUUAAUUUUGAUUUUCCAAAGAACUCAGAAACUUACCUGCACAGGGUUGGUCGAUCAGGGAGGUUUGGUCACCUUGGUUUAGCUGUGAACUUGAUUACUUAUGAAGACCGCUUUAAUUUAUAUAGGAUUGAACAAGAACUUGGCACUGAAAUAAAGCAAAUCCCACCUCACAUUGAUCAGGCAAUUUAUUGCCGGUGAUUAGUGGUAAAUUGCCGGGUUGCAUUUGCAUUUGUGGUGAGUGGCAAUGGGGAAUGUGGCUGUUCUCAAUGAAGCAGCUGCGUUUGUAGUUUAGCGUGAGAGGAGAUCCAAUAUGAUGAUUUGGUUAUUGUGGGGACGCUGUGGAAUGAUGCUUUAUGGUUAAUUUAUGGUUGAGAGCCCCGAAACACCACUGGGACCCUCAGAAGUGGGGUGUUGAAUUUUGAUUGGCAUGGCAGGAUUGAAAGAUGGGGGGGGGGGUCUAUUGCAUUUGUGGCUGUGUUUGCUGCUAACUUUUGUUUCUGUAGUCGUGAUUUGUUAUUGGAUCUGUUUAGGGAUGUGCCUUAUCUCACUCGCAUCC
Molecule: messenger RNA, 2236 nt
Organism: Neltuma alba
Lineage: Eukaryota; Viridiplantae; Streptophyta; Magnoliopsida; Fabales; Fabaceae
Product: DEAD-box ATP-dependent RNA helicase 8-like
Exons: 10
Coding region: 361-1878 (505 amino acids)
Molecular function (GO): ATP binding; RNA helicase activity; nucleic acid binding
Source: RefSeq, a predicted model, not a curated record